Molecule: messenger RNA, 217 nt
Organism: Linum tenue
Lineage: Eukaryota; Viridiplantae; Streptophyta; Magnoliopsida; Malpighiales; Linaceae
Source: the annotation of a GenBank genome assembly
GUCGACAAUCUUUUCCGCCAUUGUUAUGCGGAAUCUCGAAUUCCCAUUUCAUAGACAACACCCUAAUUUAUGGGUUAUUUUUAGCUCAAGAGGGAUUUCAUAUGCAGUUUUGCCUCCUGGGAUUUUGCGUACGAAAGAGUGGAAAUCAGGUGUUUUGGAGGUAUACAUGCAAUGUGGUGAUAUUCUAAAGGGUAGUGUGGAGGAGCUACCAUUUUAG